Messenger RNA from Podarcis raffonei (Aeolian wall lizard), 3649 nucleotides. RefSeq names its product receptor accessory protein 1 (gene REEP1). The transcript has 10 exons. Gene Ontology annotation, biological process: endoplasmic reticulum tubular network organization. Gene Ontology annotation, molecular function: microtubule binding. Lineage: Eukaryota; Metazoa; Chordata; Lepidosauria; Squamata; Lacertidae. Gene Ontology annotation, cellular component: cytoplasmic microtubule; endoplasmic reticulum membrane; endoplasmic reticulum tubular network. The record is from RefSeq and is a predicted model, not a curated record. Bases 200 to 1114 code for a protein of 304 amino acids.
UUCCGGCCGCUCCCCAGUGAGGCUGCGCGCUGGCGCUGGCAUGCCGAAUGGCUGAGGCGCCUGGCGCUGCUGCUGCUGCUGCUGCUGCUCCUUCUUCCCGCGACGGCAGACGGGCAGCUCCGAGCCGGGCGGGGGAAAGCGGACCCACUCCCUGCUGCUGCUGCUGCUGCUGCUGCUGUCACCGGAGCCGCUCAGCGCCAUGGUCUCCUGGAUCAUCUCCAGGCUAGUGGUGCUUGUGUUUGGCACUCUUUAUCCUGCAUAUUACUCAUACAAAGCUGUAAAAUCAAAGGAUAUUAAAGAAUAUGUAAAAUGGAUGAUGUAUUGGAUCAUAUUUGCACUCUUCACAACAGCAGAGACAUUCACGGACAUUUUUCUUUGCUGGUUUCCAUUUUAUUACGAACUCAAAAUAGCUUUUGUAGCUUGGCUAUUGUCUCCUUACACAAAGGGCUCCAGCCUCCUGUAUAGGAAAUUUGUGCACCCUACACUGUCCUCGAAAGAAAAGGAAAUAGAUGACUGCCUAGUCCAAGCGAAAGAUCGAAGCUAUGAUGCCCUGGUGCAUUUUGGGAAGCGGGGGCUAAAUGUUGCAGCCACAGCUGCUGUGAUGGCAGCUUCCAAGAUCUCCCAGCUCCUUCAGUUUCUCUUGUAUUUGGACCUGAAAGAAGGGCAGGGCCAGGGCGCUCUGUCGGAGAGGCUCCGCAGCUUCAGCAUGCAAGAUCUCACCACAAUUAGGGGAGAGAGCAGCAGCAGCACUGUGAGUCCGCCACCUCCUGCCCCCUCAGUUUCAGCGCGGACAAGCAGCAAGCAGAGUCACCCCAAAACGUCCAAAAGUGCAUCAGAAAGUAUUGGACGCUCAGUGUGUGCAUGUUGUUCGGUUUGCCGCAUUGUCCAAGUGGUUGAACUAGAGGUUGAGGCAGAGAGUGAAAGGCCACCUGAGGCAAACUGUGAACCAACGGAAGUUGUGUUCUCAGAUGAUGAAGAGAACGACUCAUUGGAUGGCACAUCCAAGGCUAAAACACCUAAAAAGAAGGAUCCGGUCAUUGAGGCACCGCCUAGGAGCCUUAGACCUCGUUUCAGGAAAAAAAGUACCUCAUCCUCAACCACUGAAACCAUGUGAGCGUGAUGAGCCAUUAGCACCGAAAUCCACGGAAUGUCUCUCUUCUGCCUUAAAAGAUCUACUCCGUUAAUAAUGUAGGGGGAAAAACAGUGGUGAGAUGGAUGUGCUUUUGAUACUGCAACGUUAUAAACAUGGCCUUUCUCGCUUCCCUUUCCAUUUGCUGUGGGUUCCCUGACCGUUUCUGUGGCAUUGCAAACCCAGAAGGCAAAAGCAACCCCCCUGGAUUUCUUUGCAGAGUAGCAGCUCUUUCAGCUAUGCUAGUGAGGCUGUACAUUUGUAAUUACUCCUUACAUCAGUUUAGUUUUUAGCUCUGUGAGUGCAACCAGGAAAAUAAUUAUUCACCCGUUCUAAAUACUUGGAUCCAUCCUAUUUAUUUUGGGCUUCAUAAUGUAUAGAGUGGCAGGGGCCACAGAUUUUUCUACCCAAGCGUUCUCCAUCAUAUCUUUAUUACAAGACUGUGAAUGAUAUGACAAAUCAUGAAUUCUUUUCACUGUACAGGUGUUAGACAUGAGCUUAAUCGCCCUCCCCGCCCCCUGUAAAUUUUAUUUAUUGUAACUCAGAUACUGUGUGUACUCCUGAAAAAAUAAAGCCAGAGGAUUUUAGAGGAGGAGGAACUCACAGAUGUGUGCGCACACAUGCACACAUGUACGUAUUAUCACAAGAUAUGGGAGCAGAGGCACUUUGGUUUUGACGACAGUGAUUGGCUGAGGCUGACAUCCUAAGCAUAUUUACCCGGAUGAAAGUCAUGCUGAAAUCAGUCAGACUUUGUAAACAGAAUUAGGAUUGCAUUGUUAAGUAUAUUAUGCAUAAAAGAAACUAAUGUUGUAACUCUUGGCCAACUUAAUGAACAUGCCUACAGCAUGGAGUCAUAAUAAAUGCUAGGAGGUAAACCAGAAUCACAUUAGCAAAGUGUGGGUUGGCCUAUGUGAAAGUCAGCCAUGUCUACACAUGGGAUUUUAAUCCUAACAUUUUCCCACCAGGUAUGUAGGCAUUUCUUUCAGAGAAAGAUAGUGGAAGACUGUAACCAAACUCCCUCACGUAAUGCAAAGAUUUUGGCUGUAGUUAGCUUCUGGUAGAGUUCACAAUAGUCUGUAGAUCCCACGGUGCGUUUGUAAUUUUAGAGAGGUACAAAAUGAGGAAACAGUACUAGGAUUUGUGUAUUCGUGCUUCAGAUUGGUGUCUCUUGUAAGUGUUGAGCAUGUAAAAUCUAAUUCUGUAGACAAUUGUAUGUGUUAAUUAGAAUAUUUAAUAUUGUAGAAUAUAAAAGAUCUUGCCACUGAGAUCAGAUGGGUAGACUGCAAAUGAUACUACUGACCUCCUUCAUGUGUAGCAGGGAUUUAGGUGGCUGUGUUUCAGGUUCCAAGAUUAGCACUAUGAAAUGUCUGUUAAAUAUUUUUGUUUUGGGUUUAAGAAUCCAUAUCCUAGCCUCCCUUCAUGCUUCUUAAAUGUUAAUUUGGAACUUCUCAAAUUUUUUGAAAAGCCUUAAAAAAUCCAACCAUUGCAUAAGCAUGUAUCAGCAUGGUUACUGCCGUGCAAGAAAACAAAAACAGAUGUCUCCAACAGUUACCAUAUUUGGAUCCGAUGCCAUUUCAGUCAACAAAUGAAUAAUUUAGAUGGCAGCUAGAAAAUAUUCAGUUGUAGCAGAAAAGCUUGAUUUUGGGGGAGUUCAGCUAGCAUAUUUGUUGAGCAGUUUUUUGAAGUCUGUAUACAUUCACGCACAGAAUUCAAAGUUGUCUGCGACAUCAGCAAAAUGACAUUAUCUUGCAAGCAGAUAACUUUUGCCAAUAUAUACCGCUAUGUGUGACAGAAUAAAAUGAGAAAGUGGCAAUUUUGUAUUUAAUUAUGCCAAAAAGACACAUUUGUAAAUUUCUCCUCGCAUGCUCAUUCUACCUAAAGCGAACCGAUGUCUAUCUGACCAGCUGUUUUACUGACAAGUAUGACUGUUCUGGACUUCCUGUUGUUUAGUGCUAAGGUGAAACUCUCUGAAUUGCCUUAUCUCUCAAAUUAAAUUCACUGUAAGGGAAAAAAAAUCACUGGUAGUUGUGCUAAUCAAUCAGUUGAACUGUGUUAUCUGUGUAUAGAUCAGUGAGAAACAUGAAUGGCUAAAUAAGUGUAGCACUUAUGUUCCAUAUAUUUUUAAAAUCUGCAAUACAAUGGAAGCAGGUUGUUCACAGCCUUGGCUGAGACAUGUGCAUCAAAACAUAUCAGCUUCCAGCAUUUUGAACACUCAAGACUUGUACUCUUUACCAAUUUACUAGGGCUAUCCAUUUUAUUUUCAGUAGAAGGCUCCUAUAUAAUUUAAUUUCAUGUACACAUUGGGGAUUAAUACGCUGUACUGUCUUGCUUUGGUUCUCUAGUCUUACCUCCUCGGACCAAUACUGGGGGUCAGCUUUGCAUAGCCAACUUUAGCUUCCACAAUGCUCUGUUUCUGCCGGUUUUUGUUUUUGCAUUACAGAUGUAAAACCAUAGAACAGAGGCGGACUUUGGUACUCUUUGGUAACAGGGUGUCCUGCGAGAGCCCCAGAUUUGGUGCCC